This is a messenger RNA of Zychaea mexicana, 2193 nucleotides long. RefSeq lists its product as uncharacterized. The record is from RefSeq and is a predicted model, not a curated record. The transcript is spliced from 2 exons. Gene Ontology annotation, cellular component: cytoplasmic stress granule. Gene Ontology annotation, molecular function: mRNA binding. Gene Ontology annotation, biological process: mRNA splicing, via spliceosome. The coding region runs from base 1 to 2193 and encodes 730 amino acids. Lineage: Eukaryota; Fungi; Mucoromycota; Mucoromycetes; Mucorales; Lichtheimiaceae.
AUGACGCCAUCCAAUGCUUCCUUAACCACCAGCACUUCCACCAUCAUGAAACACACUGCCGCAGAACCUGAAGGCACAAAAAAGUCCCGCUUUUCUCCGUCUUACUACGACGUGUAUGCUGGCAACCCACCCCCAUCGUCCGCACAAAUGAUGAUGAGCAGCGCUUAUUCACCAGGCCCGGGCACAUACCAUCAGACAACAGCCUCCAAUGCCUUUAGUCAAUAUCCCAGCAGCGCCACUUCGACGUAUGCCAACUACCCGACAGGCAAUGGCAGCCAACAAGCUGCUGGUCUGAACGGACCACCGACGCCACAAUUUGUGCAAAGCACAUCCCUGGGUCCACCCUCGCCUGCUGCAGCGCUGGUAUCUCCCUUUUCGACGCCACAAUUCACCAAUGCGACCACUGCUGCUGGCUAUUCGCCCCACCAUCAUCACCAUCAUCCUCAUCAUCACCCGCACGCGCAUCCGAUGCCAUCGCCGCAACAACUCUCCUCUGCAUCGCACCAGACUGCUCGGACAGUCUAUGUGGGCAACAUUCCCACCGACACGCCUGUGUCUGAGAUUCUCGAUCACGUCAAGGCGGGUCAUGUCGACUCAAUCCGGCCACUUCCGGAAAAGAACUGCGUGUUUAUUACGUUUGUGGAAGCCAGUGCGGCAGCCCAGUUCUACCACGAAACCACGACGACCAAGAAGCUGACCGUGAACGGUGCUGAGCUCCGUGUUGGGUGGGGCCGGCCAAGUUCAAUCCCGACUCAGAUCCACGUGGCAUUGCAAAACGGCGCAAGCAGAAACGUCUUUUUGGGCUCGCUCGAUGGGACGAUCGUCACAGAACAAUACCUGGACGAUCAGCUGUCACGCUUUGGUCCGAUUGAACAUAUCAAGCUGAUCAAGGAUAAGAAUAUCGCCUUUGUCCAUUUUCUCAGCACGUCGAGUGCUAUCAAGUGUGUCGCCUCGUUGCCCAAUGAAAAGGAAUGGGGGUCUCGUCGUGUCAAUUACGGCCGUGAUCGGUGUGCUCCUUCGUCGAAAUCUUCCGCGGCGACGUCGAACCAUUCUUCUUCGACGACAACAACAACAACAACAACAACAGCAACGGCUGGUGCUGGUGGUGCGACGACAACAACUUCGGCAGCUCAGGCAGCCGCAGCAGCUGCAGCCGCAGUAGGUGCAACGACUUAUAUGCCCCAUCAUCAUCAUCCUCACCCUCAUCACCAGGUAUAUCCCUCUUCGACAAGCUACCCCAAUACCUUCCAAGUCCGGUUCCCGUCGACCGUGUCGUAUGAUCCAUAUACGGGUGCAGCUGUCGAAACGUAUCCAGCAUCGCCGGUUGCAGCAGCCAGCGUAGCCGCUGCAGCCGCUGCGGCAGCAGGCAGUCCCUCAGCAACAGCAUCUUUGAUGGGCGUUGCUAACCGCACCAUCUAUUUGGGCAACAUCCACCCGGACACGACAUGCGAAGAAAUCUGCAACGUGAUCCGCGGAGGGAUUCUGAGCCAGAUCCGGUACUUGUCGGACAAGCACAUUGCCUUUGUGACGUUUGUCGAUCCAGCAUUGGCACUGCAUUUCUACAACCAAGCGCUGUACCAUGGACUGGUGAUCAAGAACCGGCGUCUCAAGAUUGGAUGGGGCAAAGCAUCGGCCCUGUCGCCGAUGGUCAUGUCAGCGGUCCAGAACGGUGGAUCGCGCAAUGUCUAUCUCGGCAACAUUGAUGAGACGAUCACGGAGGAAAAGCUCAAGCAGGACUUUUCGGACUAUGGCGAGAUUGAAUUGGUCAACACGCUCAAGGAGAAGAAUUGUGCGUUUGUCAAUUUCACGAGCAUUGCUGCUGCAGCCAGAGCGAUUGAAGGGAUUCGGUCCAAGGAGGAGUACAAGAAGUUCAGGAUCAAUUAUGGCAAGGAUCGGUGUGGUAAUCCGCCUCGUAUGCAUAACAAUGGUCGGCACCCACAGCAGAGUCAGGGGGGUGGUGGUCAGAGUCAGCAACAGCAACAGCAGCAGCAGCAGCAGCAGCAAAAGAUGGAUCCGGCCCUGUUGACGCCGUCAUCGGUUACGGCGGACUCAAAGGACGAGCACCAGCAGCUUGAAGGAGAAGAGGACGACCAAGGCCAACAUCAUUCAACCUGUUCUUCGCAAGAUGCCGUUGUGCCAAAUGUGGAUACGGUCAAUAGUGCAUUAGAGUCUGUGCUUGUGCCGAAUGGGUAA